GGGAUAUAUAUAUAUAUAUAUAUAUGUAUAGCUGAUUCACUUUAUUUAUAAAGCAGAAACUAACACACCAUUGUAAAGCAAUUAUACUCCAAUAAAGAUGUUUAAAAAAUUCAAAAAUAAAAUAAAAAUAACAACAAAAAAAGUGAACAGAGCCUUAAUGAUCUGUGAGCCAGUACCUAAUUUAUCUCAUCAGAAUUCCAGAAGAUUUUCAAAAAGAAAUAUUUGAAGAAAUAAUAUAUGAAUAUUUCCCAGAUUUGAAAAGACAUAAACCAGAAGUUCAGUGAAGCACAAAUAGCAAGGUGAACCCAGCAACACAUGAACAAGAUUUAACCCAGAAUCCAAGGUUGGUUUAACAAAGAAAAAUCAAUCAUUAUGGGACUUCCCUGGCAGUGCAGUGGCUAAGACUCCGCACUCCCAAUGCAGGGGGCCUGGGUUCGAUCCCUGAUCCAGGAACUAAAUCCCACAUGCAUGCCGCAACUAAGAGUUCACUUGCCACAACUAAGGAGCCUGCCUGCCGCAACUAAGGAGCCCGCCUGCCGCAACUAAGACCCAAUGCAACCAAAUAAAUAAGUAAAUAAAUAUUAAAAAUCUAUCAUUAUAACACAUAAUAUUAAGACAAAAAAGGAUAAAAACCACAUGAUGAUCUCAAUAGACGCAGAAAAUGUACUUGACAGAUAAAAACACUUAAAAAAUUAGGAACAGAAGAGAUCUUCCUCAACCUAGUUAAAGCAUUGACAAACGCACAGCUAACAUCAUACUUAAUGGUGAAAGACUGAAAGCUUUCCACCCAGGAUCUGGAACAAGACAAUGAUAUCCUCUCUUGUCACUUCAAUGUUACACUGGAAGUUCUAGCAAAGUAAAUUAGGGAAAAAAAAAAAGAAAGAAAAAACAUCCAGAUUCAAAUGGAGGAAGUAAACUCUCUCCAUUUUCCAAUGUUUUCAUCUUCUAUAUAUAACAUUAUAAGGAAUAAACAAAAAACACGAUUAGACAUAAUAAGCAAUUUCAGUAAGGUUACAGGACACAAGAUCAAUAUACAAAAAUCAACUGAAUUUCUAUAUACUAACAAUGAACAAUCUAAAAAUGAAAUUAAGAAAAUUCCAUUUAUUAUAGUAUCAAAAGUGAAACCAUUUAUAUGAAUUGCCCAUAAUAGGUAAAUCCAUAGAUGGAAAAUAGAUUGGUUGUUGUCACAUGGGAGGGGGAUGGAGAGUGGCAGCUAAUGGGCAUAGGGUUUUUUUUUGGGGGGGGGGUGCAAGAAAAUAUUAGUGGUGAUGGUUGCACAACCUUGUGAACAUAGUAAAAAUGAAUGAAUCGUACACUUUAAAAAUGUGGAUUUUAUAGUUUGUAAAUUAUAUCUCAUUUUUUAAAAGAAAAAAUACUUAAGAAAAGUUUAACAGAGUUAUAUAUAAUUACGUAAUUCUGUCUGCUGAAAGGACCUGAGAGCAGAGACACUACAGUUGCAAUGAGCAUACUUAGCACCCAGAUCUUAGUUUCUGAAUACAAGGAACCAGGGCUCAUGGGGGAAAUGCUUGAUUCCAGGACAGGAGCAGGGAAAGUACAUGGCGAUUUGGAAUACCUUGGAAGUAACAAAUUAUGGAAGUGCUCAAGGAAUGAAGGGGACAUAUCAAAAGGACACAGGAGCCAGAUUGAAGAGGCUACCAUUGACCAACUCUAGGGCAAUAUGAGAUUCAAAAUAAGCAAAGUAAUGAAUUAUAAUUCAUUCAGUAAAAUUCAUGAGCCCAUACUGAUGUAAAAUAAAUGAAUAAGUAAAUAAAUGGGGCAUCUCAGGAUCCUUAAUCACACCUGCAAAAUUCCCUUUGCUAUGUGAGGCAACAUAGUCACAGGCUGUGGGAAUUAGGAUAUGGGCAUCUUUGGGGGGCCAUUAUUCUUCAUACUACAACCCUCAACCUUCUAUGGGCAGAAAGCAGGCUAAGAUGACUACUCAGUUGUAAAUACAGACCCUUGGCCAUUCCAACAUGCCCACAAUAAGGGGAAGUGUAAUGGAGAGGAAGUCAGAGUGGAAAGAGAAAAUUGUCAUUAAAAUAGCUUUAUUUUGCAAAUUUUACAAGUACAUAUAACCAUGUGAACAUACUUUGUUAGGUUCUGCCACCCCUCAAUCCUGAGGGUGUUGGAAAGGGUUUGUGCAAGUUAGGGGCCUUGAGGCUUAAGCUUCAAAGGCUUCAUGGUAAAUCUGCCUCUGGUAGCGAUUAAGAAUAUGGCCCCUGGAUCCACACCACCUGGGUUCAGGUUCCUGCUCUACACUUACCAGCUGUGUAUGUUGAUUGCAUUGGUGUUACAGAUCGGGUUCUCCAGAAGCAGAUGCUGAGAUGAACUUUGAAGUGCAAGAUAUUUGUUAGGGAUCAACAUCUGUGAAAGGGACAGGAAGCAGGAAAGGGCAGAGGAAGAGGUCAAAGAGGCUUGACAAAGCGUUGAUUAAUGUGGCAGGAGGGCUAGAGCUAGUAUUGCCUCUCAGAGCUGUCUCAUGUUGGGUCUAAAUGGCUGGGCCUUUAUUCCCUCACCUUGCUCAGUCACUGGAUGGCUAUUAACACCACCUUAAGAACUUCCACUGGGGGAUUUCCCUGGUGGUCCAGUGGUAAAGAAUCCACCUUCCAAUGCAGGGGACAUGGGUUUGAUCCCUGGCAACUAAGCCUGUGCGCCACACUACUGAGCUUGUGUGCCUCAACUAGAGAGCCUGCGUGCUGCAAACUACAGAGCCCAUGCGCUCUCGACCCCAGGCACCACAACUACAGAGUCCACAUGCCCUGGAGCCUGCGUGUGCCACAACUAGAGAGAGAAAAACCCACACGCCACAACUAGAGAGAAGCCCGCGUGCCGCAACGAAAGAUCUGCAUGCCUCAAUGAAGAUCCCGUGUGCCGCAACUGAGACCCGAUGCAGCCGUAUAAAUAAUUUUUUUUCAAUUAAAAAAAAAACUUCCAUUGGAUUUUCAUAACAGGCUAAAUUUCUUCGUAUGACAUGCAAAAACACUUCACAAUCUGACAGGCCCAACCACAAAGAACUUUUCAUCAUUUCUGCAACUCAAACUAUUUUCCAUCUCCGAACCUUGGCAUACAUAGUACCUUCUCCAGGAAAGCCCAUCCCUCCCUUGCCCGACAUCUUCCAGACAAUUCCUUUUCAUCCUUUUGGACCUGCACACGUCGGCCCCUCUGUGAAGCCCUCUCCACGGUCUAUGCAUGGGGAUGGGCUCCCUCCUCAGAGUUGCCCUUGCUCACUGCACAACCCUCGGUUACCCUGACAGCACUUUGUGGUUCUUUGUUUACAUCUCUGUCUCCCCUUGUGAGUCUAGGAUUGGAUCUGCUAUUUCUCUUUGUCCUCGGCACAGUGGAACAGGUGCUAAAUAUUUGUUAAAUGAAUGAAUGAGUGAAUAACAUUGCCUGGGAAAGAGGGGGAAAGAAUAAGUAGUAGGAUACAAUAAUAAUAUUUUUGUUUGCUUCAGUGAUCAUGGGCAUGUCAUGUAGAGCAGUGACCCAGGACCCCAGAGUUUUUGGUUGUAUAGGUCCUAGAUUUGUCAUGCGCUGACCCUAAUGGCCUUCACCCUCUACCUCCGGUCAAAAUUCUACUCAUCCUUCAAGAUGGUUCAGACGUCAAGUCCUGGGUGAAGUGUUUUCUUCCCCUCUGGUCUGUCACAGCUCUUUACCCGCACCGCUGUUACCAUACCAUGACAUUUACUCUCCCGAUUUCUCCAUCAGAAUCCAGUGAUGUUUCUGCGUUUCCACCCCUUGAUCCAGAGGGGUGAAUAUUUUUGGAUGGCGUUGUACAGCCAUAGACUGGUGAAUUCAUGCCUCACCACACCCGCUGCCUCAAUUUCCCCAAGUGUGAAAUAGACACAGUGGAAAUGUUUUCCCAGGGCUGUGAUUUAGUCCACAUGCAGUCUAGGGAGCUAGGGGGCAAGAAGGUGGGAGGUGGAGAGCGAGGGGAGGGGUCAGAGCGAGGAGGAGCCGGGGGCGGGCCGGGGCGGAGCGUCGGGCGCAGGGCCGGGCUGGAAGGCCUGAGAGGACGCGCGCCAGCGCCGGCGAUGGGGGCUGCUGCGCGGCUGGCAGCGCUGCUGGCGGUGCUGGCGCUCCAGGCAGGGGACCUGGCCGGAGUCGCGACGCGCGGGGACACGUUCUCGGCGCUGACCAGUGUGGCGCGCGCCCUGGCGCCCGAGCGCCGGCUGCUGGGACUGCUGCGGCGCUACCUGCGCGGGGAGGAGGCGCGGCUGCGGGAUCUGACCAGAUUCUAUGACAAGGUGCUAUCUUUGCAUGAAGAUUCAGCAACUCCUGUGUCUAACCCUCUGCUUGCAUUUACUCUCAUCAAACGCCUACAGUCCGACUGGAAGAAUGUGGUACAUAGUCUGGAGGCCAGUGAGAACAUCCGAGCUCUGAAGGAUGGUUAUGAGAAGGUGGAACAGGACCUGCCAGCCUUUGAGGACCUUGAGGGAGCAGCAAGGGCCCUGAUGCGGCUGCAGGACGUGUACAUGCUCAGUGUGAAGGGACUUGCCCGAGGCGUCUUCCAGAGAGUCACCGGCUGUGCUGUCACUGACCUGUACAGUCCCAGACGGCUUUUUUCCCUCACGGGGGAUGACUGCUUCCAAGUUGGCAAGGUGGCCUAUGACAUGGGAGAUUACUACCAUGCCAUUCCAUGGCUGGAGGAGGCUGUCAGUCUCUUCCGAGGCUCUUAUGGAGAAUGGAAGACAGAGGAUGAGGCAAGUCUAGAGGAUGCCUUGGAUCACUUGGCCUUCGCCUAUUUCCAGGUGGGAAAUAUUUCCUGUGCCCUCAGCCUCUCCCGAGAGUUUCUUCUGUACAGCCCAGAUAAUAAGAGGAUGGCCAGGAAUGUCUUGAAAUACGAAAAGCUCUUGGCAGAAAGCCCUAACCAGGCCGUAGCUGAGGCUGUCAUCCAGAGGCCCAAUGUACCCCACCUGCAGACCAGGGACACCUAUGAGGAGUUAUGUCAGACCCUGGGUUCCCAGCCUACUCACUACCAGAUCCCCAGUCUCUACUGCUCCUAUGAGACCAGUUCCAGUCCCUACCUGCUGCUCCAGCCUGUCCGGAAAGAGGUCAUCCACCUGGAACCCUAUGUUGUUCUCUACCAUGACUUUGUCAGUGACACUGAGGCUCAGAAAAUUAGAGGCCUUGCAGAACCAUGGCUACAGAGAUCUGUGGUGGCAUCAGGCGAAAAGCAGUUACCAGUGGAGUACCGCAUCAGCAAAAGUGCCUGGCUAAAGGACACCGUUGACCCAGUGCUGGUGACCCUCGACCAUCGCAUUGCCUCCCUUACAGGCCUUGAUGUCCAGCCUCCAUACGCAGAGUAUCUCCAGGUGGUAAACUACGGAAUCGGAGGGCACUAUGAGCCUCACUUUGACCAUGCUACGUCACCAACCAGCCCACUGUACAGAAUGAACUCUGGGAACCGAGUCGCAACAUUUAUGAUCUACCUGAGCUCGGUGGAAGCUGGAGGAGCCACAGCCUUCAUCUACGGCAACUUUAGCGUGCCUGUGGUCAAGAAUGCAGCACUAUUUUGGUGGAACCUGCAUAGGAGUGGUGAAGGGGAUGGUGACACACUUCAUGCUGGCUGUCCUGUCCUGUGGCCAACAAGUGGAUACACGAGUAUGGACAGGAAUUCCGCAGACCUUGCAGCUCAAGCCCUGAAGACUAAAAUGUUGGCAGAGAGAAGCUGGAAGAGUCCUUUGGCUUUCCAGAGAAGCCAGAAGCCAAAAGCUAUGAUAUACAGAAGUGGAAUUGCUGGAUCUUACGGGAGUACUAUUUUUAAUUUUUUGAAGAAACUCCAUACUGUUUUCCAUAGUUUGGCUAUACCAAUUUACAUUCCCAUCAACAGUGCAGAAGGGUUCCUUUUUCUCUACAGGCUCAUCAACACUUGUUUCUUGCCUUUUUAAUAGCCAUUUUAAUAGGUGUGAGGUGAUAUCUCAUUGUGGUUUUGAUUUGCAUUUUCCUGAUGAUUAGUGAUAGUGACCAUCUUUUCAUGCACCUGGUUGCCAUUUGUAUGUCUUCUUUGGAAAAAUCUCUAUUCAAGUCUUUUGUCCACUUUUAAAUUGGAUUGGUUUUUUUUGCUAUUGAAUUGUAUGAGUCCCUUAUAUAUUUUGGAUAUUAAUCCCUUAUCAGAUAAAUGGUCUGCAAAUAUUUUCUCCCGUUCUGUAGGCUGCAUUUUUAUUUUCCUGACUUUUUUUUCUUUUUUUUUUUUUCUGUGCAGAAGCUUUUUAGUUUGAUGUAGUCCCAACUUGUUUAUUAUUGCUUUUGUUGCUUGCACUUUUGGUGCCAUAUCCAAAAAUCACUGCCACAGGCCUUUCUCCUUGUUUUCUUUCAGUAGUUUUAUAGGUUCAGGUCUUACAUUUAAGUUUUUAAUCCAUUUCAAAGUAAUUUUUGUGAGUGAUGUAAGAUAGGGGUCUAAUUUCAUUCUUCUGCAUGGAGUUAUUCAGUUUUCCCAACACCAUUUAUUUUAGAGAUUAUCUUUUCCUCAUUGAGUCUUCUUGGAUCCCUUGUCAAUUAUUAGUUGAUUGUAUAUGUGUGGGUUUAUUCCUAGGUUUCAAUUCUGUUCCAUUGGCCUAUGUUUCUAUUUUCAUGCCAGUACAAUAUUAUUUUGACUACUAUAACUUUGUAAUAAAGUUUGAGAUCAGGAAUUGUGUUGUCUCUAGCUUUCUUCUUUCUCAGGAUUGCCUUGGCUAUCUGGGGUCUUUUGUUCCACAGAAAUUUUAGGAUUGUUUUUUCCAUUUCUGUGAAAAAUGUCAUUGGAAUUUUGAAGGGGAUUGCAUUGAAUCUGUAGAUGGCUUUGUGUAGUAGACAUUUUAACAAUAUUAAUUCUCAUGAUCCAUGAACAUGGGCUAUCUAUUUGUGUCUUCUUCAAUUUCUUUCAUCAAUGUCUUAUAAUUUUCAAUGUACAGAUCUUUCACCUCCUUGGUUAAAUUUAUUCCUAAGCAUUUUAUU
This is a messenger RNA of Orcinus orca (killer whale), 6933 nucleotides long. It is a transcript of the gene P4HA3, whose product is annotated as prolyl 4-hydroxylase subunit alpha 3. Gene Ontology annotation, biological process: peptidyl-proline hydroxylation to 4-hydroxy-L-proline. Gene Ontology annotation, molecular function: procollagen-proline 4-dioxygenase activity; L-ascorbic acid binding; protein binding. NCBI's taxonomy places the organism in Eukaryota, Metazoa, Chordata, Mammalia, Artiodactyla, Delphinidae. The coding region runs from base 3795 to 5888 and encodes 697 amino acids. Gene Ontology annotation, cellular component: endoplasmic reticulum. The record is from RefSeq and is a predicted model, not a curated record. The transcript has 14 exons.